Molecule: messenger RNA, 3004 nt
Organism: Stegodyphus dumicola
Lineage: Eukaryota; Metazoa; Arthropoda; Arachnida; Araneae; Eresidae
Product: influenza virus NS1A-binding protein homolog
Molecular function (GO): protein binding
Source: RefSeq, a predicted model, not a curated record
UGUAACCGUUCUGAAGGGUGAGAGCAUUUUUAACCGGAUUAUUAAAGUACGUUCGCUGAUUUUUCUGAUAAAUUCAAAUAAAAGCACCGGAAAACCGUCAAUAUUUUAUACUUCUAACAACUAAAUAUUGUGCAAGGCGUACUUUAAAACGCUUUACAAUUCAUAAUUACGUAAUUUUGCUUCUUCAUGGUAAUAUGGAUGCUUGACCCAGGUUUAUCAGCUGGCUUAGCUAGCUAUUAUUUUCAUCAGGCAUAGUUCUCCUGUAAACGGUUUUGUGAUGAAUAGAACACCUUCAGUUGAAGCAAUGGCAGUAAAAGAAAAGCAAAAGGAUGUGCCACAGUCAAAUAUCUUUAUCUUUGAUGAUACUGCUUAUCGGGAAACAAUAUUUGACAACUUGAAUAAGCUUCGCAAGAACAAACAAUUUUGUGAUGUUACUUUGCAGGUUGGAGCAUCUCAAGAUGUGAGAGAAGUAUAUGCACACAGAGCUGUUUUAGCUUGUGCCAGUCCUUAUUUGUUUGACUUAUUUACUGCUGAAACAAAAGGCAGUAGGAACCAAUAUAAACUGAAUGGCUCUUUUGAUUUUGAGGCAUUUGAAUGCCUGGUGGAUUAUGCAUAUAUAGGCAGGCUUGAGGUUCCUCCAAAGCUGGUAAAAGCUACAUAUGUUGCUGCAACUAAGCUUCGUAUGUUUUCAGCUGCAAAGCAAUGUGGCAAAUACCUUGUGGAAAAUAUGACUCCAGAUAAUUGCAUUGGUUUACGAUCGCUUCCUGGCAUAGCUUCCAACCCUGAUCUUCUGAUAAAAGUGGAUAACUUCAUUCGCCAGAACAUAUCCGAAGUUGCAAAAUCGAAAGAACUUCUUGCUUUACCAACCAUUCCUGUAGAACUGUUGCAGAACAGCCAUGAAGAGAAGAUUGCUACUAAUCUUAAACACAUGUGUGAUAUGGUUCUUGAUUGGGUUAAGGCUAUAACUGAUGACCAAGAUAUCAGUAUUGAUGAUUUAACCCAAAAAGUACAUAUGUUGUAUUUAAACCCUGAUCGUACUCUGCAUGAUUGUAAUGAUAUUGAAAAUGGAGAUCUACAGGAUUCAGAGGUUAUUCAAGAUUAUAAGAAGUUGUCAAGGAAAGUUUCUGUGCCAGGUACUGGAAAAAGUCGACGCAAAAUAUCUCAAGCGCCUGCAAAACCCCGCCAGUUUUUGUAUACAAAAUCAGAUUCUAGUUCUUCAUUAUCAUCUCUCUCUGAUGAAGAAGAUAAAGAUUGGAAACUUAUUGUAACUACUAAUAAUGGAGAAAAUAGUAUGCUAGGUCUUGUAGCAGCAUAUGGGAAGCUGACAGUCUUAUCAAUCGUGCAGAGAGUUCACACUCCAAAUCACAGUCCUCUUUCCUCGCGAAAUUCAUCUGUGGAAAAAAUAAGCACCUAUUCUGUCGUUCCUCCUAUGAGUUCUGCAAGAUGUGCAGUGGGAACAGCUGAACUGGAGGGAAAACUUCUAGUCUGUGGUGGCUAUGAUAGAGGAGAAUGUUUAAAGACUGUUGAAUCGUAUGACUUUUCUACUAAUAAGUGGACAACAAUGCAGCCAAUGAAAGUACCUAGAGGAAGGUUCAAUGCUGCUGUGGUAAAUAACAAAGUGUAUGCUGUUGGAGGUUGUGAUGGUCAAAAAGAAUUAAGUUCUGCAGAAUAUUGGGACCCAGAGAAUAACACAUGGAAACAGCUACCAAAUUUACCAGCUGUUAGGUCACAUGCAGGUGUGUGUAGUAUGGAUAAAAAGUUGUAUGUUAUUGGUGGAUGGAAUGGUCAGCGUGGGAUUACUCGUUGUGAUAUUUUUGAUACAGAAAGUUGCUCGUGGUCCAAUAUGGCACCUCUUUCCACAGGUCGUUAUCAAGCUGGAGUGGGUGCGAUGAAUGGCUAUGUGUAUGCAGUGGGUGGUUGCGAUUCCUGGAAUUGUUUAAGUUCUGUUGAGAAAUACGAUCCAGCGACAGAUACAUGGUGUGUUGUUGCUCCUCUUAAUACAGCAAGACGUGGUUGUGGAUUAGCUGUUUAUGAUGGAAAACUGUAUGCAGUUGGUGGUCAUGAUGGCAUCCACUCUUUGUGCACUGUUGAAAUCUAUGAAUCUGAGACAGAUACCUGGAUUGCUGGACCAUCACUAACAUGCUGUCGUGCAAAUGUUGGCGUAAGUGUGGUGGGAAAUCGCUUGUUUGCUGUAGGUGGCUUUAAUGGAAAAACUUUCCUCAAUACUGUUGAAUAUCUUGACCGUGAGAACAAUGAAUGGACUUCAUUUGUGCCAAGAGAGCAUGGUUCUUGUAAUUCCACCAUCAAAAAUGGCUCUACAGACUGUGAUUCAACUAAUAAUGGACUCAAUGGAAUUGUACAUGAUGAGCCAGCUCACUGAUUAAGGUGUAGAUGGAGCAGUAGUCAUGCACUUAAAAACGUUCCAUGCUGUUACAAUCUCUUAACAUUCAAGAGAAUUUUGUUAUUGUGAAUAUGUGUGAUGUUGUUUGACACUCACUGUUACAUGUUUAUUAUCUGAAGUAAAAUAUUUUUUUUUAACUUUGUUUUAAAGGCCUGAAGUACAGUCUGAAAAAUAUUCAAUAGUGUUAAUAUGCAAAUCAUUCCACUGCAAGAAGUCUGUAAUUCGAUUUGUUCCUAGCCAUACAGUGAAAUAAGCCUAUUUACUUGUAUGUCCUUUUUGGUAUUAAUUUACAUCCUCUAAAAAGAUUUUAUAAUUUUACAUAAUAAAAUGUUUUGGCUGAUCUGUAGUAAAAUUGAGGUAUGAAAAAAUACUCAGGUAAUAAUUUGUAUGGCUUUUAACAAGAUAUUAUGUGAAUUUUUCAGAAGUUGAAGAAAGUCUUACUGUUUUUAUAUUCUUUGAUAUAGUCAGACGUUUGCUUGACUUGUUUUUAUAACUUGAUAUGUUAUCACGAGGAUCAAGGAAUGCUAUUCUAAUUGAAGGUUUUUAUCUGUCACUGAAUAAAAUUAAUUUCAUUUUGACAAAAUAAAAGCAAUUUAAAUUUGA